UCAGUUGGGGAUUUGUUGCCGGGGCAUAAUUUCAUACCAGUAUUUAAGCUUGAUACCCAAUCGCCACGCACGAGACUCGAGUGGCCAUUCUUUUUUUCGAUUCAACGGCGUCUUUGACUUCUUCUUCCUUUUCUAUAAAUACGAUCGGUACAUCUCAAACAAUUGAGCAGCAAUGUCGACAACCACCACCACCACUACGACAGCCCAGCCGAUUACGGCUGAAGCCAUGCUUCGUCUCUUCCCAGACAUCGACACCACCAGCGAGGCACUGACGGGCCACGACGAGGAGCAAAUCCGCCUGAUGGACGAGGUCUGCAUCGUCACGGACGAAAACGAUGCGCCCAUUGGCACUGCGAGCAAGAAGAUUUGCCACUUGAUGACCAACAUCGACAAGGGCCUCUUGCACCGUGCCUUUUCCGUCUUCCUCUUCAACGACAAGAACGAGCUGCUGCUCCAGCAGCGCGCCACUGAGAAGAUUACGUUCCCCGACAUGUGGACCAACACCUGCUGCUCGCACCCUCUGAGCAUUCCCACCGAGACUGGCGCAAACCUGGUCGACUCCAUCGCUGGAGCGAAGCGUGCUGCCCAGCGCAAGCUGGAGCACGAGCUGGGCAUCAACAAGGAGCAGGUGCCCUUUGAGGAUUUCCACUUCCUGACCCGAAUCCACUACAAGGCUCCUAGCGACGGCAAAUGGGGCGAGCACGAGAUUGACUACAUCCUCUUCAUCAAGGCCAACGUCGACCUCAACAUCAACGAGAACGAGGUGCAGGCCGUUCAAUACGUCUCCCCCGAGAGCCUCAAGAAGCAGUUUGAAGACCCCAGCCUCAAGUUCACUCCCUGGUUCAAGCUGAUCUGCAACUCGAUGCUCUUCCAGUGGUGGGAGAGCUUAGACUCUGGUCUGGACAAGUACACCAACGAGCAGGAGAUUCGACGCAUGCUGUGAGUCUCCAGGUUUAAUUAACAAGAAUACGAAUACGAUGUAAGAGGGAACGUAAUGUGGAUGAGCGAGCGAAUGCGGCACAAUGUGUGUUUGCCCUCAAGGAAGACGACGAUACAAAUGAUGGAAGCUACUGGGGUUCAAUAUACGGCUAGAUUUGCUUGUGUCUGUUGAGAAUCUUUACUAGAGUAUUUCCUAGAGCAAAGUUAGAUGCGGGAGCGUCAUACAUGUAAUCAAGAUAUCAAUACGCGAAUCAGUGCAGAUGGCAUCAGAUGAAUUACGUGGCAUCGACGCAGUUGCAGGGAAUCUCUUUGUGAAACUCGAAAGUUUGAGAUUUGUUACACGCAGGUGGC
Trichoderma atroviride IMI 206040 is the source of this 1290-nucleotide messenger RNA. RefSeq lists its product as uncharacterized. Gene Ontology annotation, molecular function: isopentenyl-diphosphate delta-isomerase activity. Lineage: Eukaryota; Fungi; Ascomycota; Sordariomycetes; Hypocreales; Hypocreaceae. The record is from RefSeq and is a predicted model, not a curated record. Gene Ontology annotation, cellular component: cytoplasm. Gene Ontology annotation, biological process: isopentenyl diphosphate biosynthetic process; isoprenoid biosynthetic process.